CACGGUUUCGACUCGGUUUAAAAAUCCAUAUUCCAACGGUUGACCCGUUUAUUACGGUUAACAGAGAAACGGCGGGUCGACGGUUAUAUUCUGAACCGCUAAGAUCAACCACGCCACCUUCCUUGCUGUUUCCUUCCCCUAAAGUCGGUUUCUUAAUCACCAGUUCACCCCAAACACUAUAAAAAUUCAUCUCCAAUCUCACUUUCACCAAUCAACCAUGGAAUACAGAACCUUAGACCUCACUCUCGUCUCCGCAAAGGGUAUCAAGAAAGCCUCUCUCAUCGGAAAACCAGAUGUCUGCGCCGUCGUUUACAUCUCCGGCGCCCGAAGCAACCAAAAGCUUAGAACCCCUGUUGACAAAGACGGAGGUUCCGACCCUACCUGGAAUUUCCCCUUGAGUUUUACUGUCGAUGAAGCUGCCGGAUUACAGAACCGACUGACGCUCGUCGUCAAGAUCAAGGCUGUGGGGAUUUUCAGCGAUAAGAAUCUCGGAGAAGUUCGCGUGCCGAUUAAAGAGCUUUUGGAAGGUGUAUCGAAUGAAGGGAAGACGCAGCAGCUUGUUAGUUAUCAGGUGAGGACGAAGUCCGGGAAGACGAAAGGGUUUCUCAGUUUUUCUUAUAAAUUUGGGGAAAAGUUUUCCGGUAAGGCGGAGGAGCCCGUCACGGCUUAUCCUCCCGGGAUGGCGGUUGGAUCAAGUUCAGCGUAUGCACAGCCGUAUGGGGCGGCGGCAGGUGGGUAUUACCAGCCUCCUGCUACUGGUUACCCUCAUCAGCCACAGACUGGAUAUGCGUACCAGCACCAGCAACAACCGGGUUAUGGUGGUUAUCCUCCGCCACCACCGCCGGGUUACGGUGGAUAUCCUCCGCAACAGGGGUACGGGAAUCCGGCGGUUCAGCAGCCUCCAAAGAAGAGCAAAUUUGGUAUGGGGUUGGGAGCCGGUUUGCUAGGUGGUGCACUGGGUGGACUGUUGAUCGGCGAUAUUGUGUCGGAUGCUGCUGAUGGCGGUGGAUGUGGUGGUGACGGAGGCGGAUGUGGCGGUGGCUGCGGCGGCUUUUAAUACUACGGUUUUUAAUUUGAUAUUUUAUAUAGCAUGGGUUGGUUUGUUGUUUUCAUUUCCAUUGUAAAUAUACUUUCGGUUUAAAUUUAAUAAAUCAACUCCUUUUACUACAAA
Molecule: messenger RNA, 1171 nt
Organism: Lactuca sativa (garden lettuce)
Lineage: Eukaryota; Viridiplantae; Streptophyta; Magnoliopsida; Asterales; Asteraceae
Product: protein SRC2 homolog
Biological process (GO): defense response
Source: RefSeq, a predicted model, not a curated record